UCAGACUACUCUGUUGGCUUAAUGGCUUCCGUUUUGUCAGCAUUUAAACUAUCUUCUUCCUCGCCGCUACUCUCACUAGACCACGCAUCUGCUUCUUUAUCUUCACCUUCUUCUUCUUCCGUCUUCAAGUACCGCCCUGCCGUUAUUCUUCCAGGCUUGGGAAACAAUUCGAGUGAUUAUCAAAAGUUGGAGCUUACUUUGCGAAACUACGGAGUGGAGACGGUAGUCGCUAAGGUGUCCAGGUUUGAUUGGCUGCGGAAUGCUGCCGGUUUGGUUGACCCCAAUUACUGGCGGGGAACUCUCCGUCCCCGCCCUGUACUCGAUUGGUAUUUGAAAAGGGUUGACGAGGCCGUUCAAGAGGCAAAGGAGCUUAGCCAAGGUUGUACUUUGUCUCUUAUUGGACACUCAGCUGGGGGAUGGCUUGCACGCAUCUACAUGGAAGAUUUUGGGAUUUCCCAUAUUUCCUUAUUAUUGACCCUUGGAACCCCCCACCUGCCACCUCCAAAAGGUUUACCAGGGGUCAUUGAUCAAACAAGAGGUCUGCUCAAUUAUGUUGAAAAGCAUUGCUCAAAAGCUGUUUAUACUUCUCAACUGAAAUAUGUAUGUAUUGCUGGGAGGUAUAUCCAAGGUGCACCCUUCUUUGGCAGCUCAAAUGCAAACGUUGAUAAUGUGCUUCCCAUUGAAGGUACGGCACUACCAAUAUCAGAAUCAGAUGGUGCUGUCAUAAAUAACACGAGCACCUCCACUUCAGUGUCAACUACCACCCUCCGUGCUCGCAUUGUAGGGCAAGGGUAUAAGCAGGUCUGUGGAGAGGCAAAUGUUUGGGGUGAUGGAGUUGUGCCUCAAGCAUCAGCACAUCUGGAUGGUGCGCUGAAUAUCAGUUUGGACGGUGUUUACCACUCCCCGCUUGGUUCAGAUGAUGCUUCAAAACCAUGGUAUGGUUCCCCGGAUGUUGUAGAGCAAUGGAUACACCACCUCCUUAAUUAACUAAUCACUUUUUUGCCACUGCACUUUACAGUUUGCAGAAAAUAAUAGAGUCCCAUCCCAUUCAUGUUAUAAAUAUAGCAUCAUUGAACAUCUCAAUUUUUUUUAAUUCUAUUCAUUUAAUGUAUGAUUAAUUGUUUAAUUUUUCCA
Ziziphus jujuba (common jujube) is the source of this 1134-nucleotide messenger RNA. RefSeq lists its product as uncharacterized. The coding region runs from base 22 to 987 and encodes 321 amino acids. The record is from RefSeq and is a predicted model, not a curated record. Gene Ontology annotation, cellular component: chloroplast. Gene Ontology annotation, molecular function: hydrolase activity, acting on ester bonds. The transcript is spliced from 7 exons. NCBI's taxonomy places the organism in Eukaryota, Viridiplantae, Streptophyta, Magnoliopsida, Rosales, Rhamnaceae.